This is a messenger RNA of Euleptes europaea (tarantolino), 4076 nucleotides long. It is a transcript of the gene CRB2, whose product is annotated as crumbs cell polarity complex component 2. Gene Ontology annotation, molecular function: calcium ion binding. The transcript is spliced from 12 exons. Gene Ontology annotation, cellular component: protein-containing complex; plasma membrane. Lineage: Eukaryota; Metazoa; Chordata; Lepidosauria; Squamata; Sphaerodactylidae. Bases 23 to 4072 code for a protein of 1349 amino acids. The record is from RefSeq and is a predicted model, not a curated record. Gene Ontology annotation, biological process: establishment or maintenance of epithelial cell apical/basal polarity; heterophilic cell-cell adhesion.
UGGCUGUAAUUCUGAAGCUGACAUGUGUGAGACUAGCCCUUGUCCCCAACCUCACUUUGAGUGCAUCGCAAUUAACAAUGGAUAUGGCUGCCAAUGCCGGAAUAGAGAAAGCUGCCAAAUACAACCCUCUCUUUGCUCCAGCAAUCCCUGCCUCAAAAAUGGUACCUGUAUUGAGAGUGCUGGGCAGUAUACUUGCAAAUGCCAACCUGGCUAUGUCGGGACCCACUGCGAGGAGGAUGUGGACGAAUGUGCCUCCAGCCCAUGCCAGAAUGGUGCCAUCUGCCUGGAUAGAGUCAAUGAGUACAGCUGCUUCUGUGUGCCUGGCUUCCAGGGCUACCACUGUGAGAUAGAUAUCAACGAAUGUGCCUCUCGGCCUUGCCAACAUAACAGCACCUGCCUCAACCAGAUGGACCACUAUGUUUGCCAGUGCCUGCCUGGCUACACAGGUGUGAACUGCGAUGUGGAGAUUGACGAAUGCAUAUCAGACCCUUGCUGGAAUGGUGGCACCUGCCGUGACCACAUUGGGCUCUUCACCUGCUCUUGUAUGCCCGGCUAUGAGGGGUUCCAAUGUGAGGUGGAUAUCGAUGAAUGCCAGAGCCAGCCUUGUCUCAAUGGAGGCACGUGCCAUGACCUGGUCAACAGCUACCGAUGUGAUUGCCAAAACACUGGCUUUGAAGGGGAACAUUGUGAGCUGGAUAUUUUGGAAUGUGCCUCCCAACCAUGCCAGAAUGGUGCAACCUGUCUUGAAGGAGUUGGACGCUACAGCUGUGAUUGCUGGCCAGGGUACGUGGGGGAGCACUGUGAGGAAGACGUGGAUGAGUGUUCCAUAGAGCCCUGCUUCAAUGGUGGCCAGUGCUAUGAAAAAUCCAACCAAAGCUACUAUGGGGAGCACGUGGACUUUCCAGCUCAGUUCAGCUAUCGAGAAGCUGCUGGAUUCAUCUGCAGGUGUCAGCCAGGCUUUGAUGGAGAUACCUGCUCCAUUAACAUUGAUGAAUGUGAAUCCCAGCCGUGCCAGAAUGGAGGGACCUGUGUGGAUCUGGUGAACAGCUAUUGGUGUCACUGCAUGCCAGGGUAUUCAGGUGUAGAAUGUGCCACAGAGAUCAAUGAAUGUGAAGACCAUCCCUGCGAGAAUGGAGGUGCCUGUGAAGAUGGCAUUGCUGACUACAUCUGCCAUUGCAUCCCUGGUAAAGGUGGCAUUACUUGGGGUGGGAAGAACUGCUCUGUGGAGCUCACUGGAUGUCAGGCCCACCACUGUCAAAAUGAGGCCUUGUGUGUCCCUACCUACAAGUCUGAAACCCAUGGAUACCAGUGCCAGUGCCAGCCUGGUUUUUAUGGCUCCACGUGCUCCACAUCAACAACCUUCUCCUUCUCCUCAAGAACCUAUCUCUUCAUUAACCUGUCAGCAGACCACAAAAGCCCAAGUGAUACCUCAGAGGGUUAUCUAUCUGCUGUUGCCCUCCGGUUCCGAACCACCCUUCCUGAUGCUGUCCUCAUCUACCGAGGUCACAAAGCAGAGCACCUAUUGCUGGAGCUCUCGGGUGGCCUUGUACGUGUAACCUUGAUGAUGCAGGAUGCUGUGUCCUCUCUCAUCCUGGAGGCACCACGGGUGGAUGAUGGCUUCUGGCAUAAUGUUGAGGUCCGGUUGCAAGAUUCCCUUGAACUCAGGCUGUGGCAUGAAGACUGCCAUGCAAGCAUCUGUCGGCAGAGCUUUCCUCUUGCAGAGUCAUUCUCAAAUUCCUUGUUGCUCUCCUCAGAAAUAUACAUUGGAGGAACUGAUGUGAAGUUAAUGACUAACCCUAUGCAGAGUUUCAUUGGUUGCCUGGAAGACCUGUAUGUUGAUUCGAAGGUUGUCCUAACACAAGAGGUGAUUGGAUUGCAAUCCUCCGGAGUCCAGCUAGGUUGCGAGAGGACGGAUUGGUGCCACACCCAGCCUUGUUCACAUGGUGGCCAGUGCGUUGACCUUUGGGCAGACUACUACUGUAACUGUUCUCGGCCUUAUGAAGGCCACACAUGCUCAUUUGAGUCUCCAACAGUAACUUUCGGACUAGAAAACUCUUCAAGCUUCGCUACCUUUGCAAUUAGCAACAGCCUAGGGGCAAAUUUUAAUCUUUCAUUUUUCAUCCGGACUUUGAAGCCCAAGGGUUUGGUGUUUCAAAUUAGCAAUGGGACAGAAACUUUCCUUGCAGUUUACCUGAUGGAUGGGCAGCUCCAGAUAGAGGCAUCAACUGCUGCUCCCAUCAGCAUCCCUGGAGGCCUGGCCAAUGGCAGGAGACAUUUCGUAAUGCUUUCCUUCCAUGAAGGUUUUGUUCAUGCCAGCCUUUUAAACAGAGAGGAAGACCUGGGACCUCUGAAAGUGACUCCACUAGCAGCUGGGUCUGAGAUUCAUGUGGGUGGACUCCUGGAUGAAGACAGUGUGUCCCUCUGGGGAGGGUAUUUUAAAGGUUGUCUUCAGGAUGUCCGACUCAACCACCACCAGAUGCAGUUCUUCAGCCCUGAAGGUGACAGGCCAGAAGAACUUUAUGUGGAACAAACCACUAAUGUUUUCCUGGGAUGUAUCUCAGAUGAUACUUGCAAGCCUGAGCCAUGUUUCAAUGGUGGUCACUGUACUGUCACCUGGAAUGACUUUAUCUGUAGCUGCACUGCUAACUUCACCGGGAAGAGCUGUGAGGAAAGAGUUUGGUGUGAAAGUGAGCCAUGCUCUCAAGCUACAACCUGUGUGGAUGUCCCUUCUGGCUAUGUCUGCCUGUCGAGUGCCACGUUUCAUGGGCACAAUGCAGUCGAAUUCACCACCAAUGCAUCUAUAACAAGAGCCCUUCACAGCCUCCGCUUGGAUUUCAGAACACGGGAUGAAGAUGCCGUCUUGCUGCGGGCUGUGCAGGAGGUGGAUUCUCUCUUGGUGGCUGUCCAGAACUCUUCCCUGCUGGUAGAGAUCAGGAGUGGGAAUGGCAUUGAGGGAGUGAACUUUCUCAGUCAGAUGUCCAUCUCAGAUGGCUCUUGGCACAUGCUCGUUCUGUCUAUGGAAGAAUCCUCAGCUCUUUCCUCAAGAUGGCACCUCUAUUUGGAUGGAUCCAUGAACAUAACCCUACAGGGGCAUGCUGGGAGCCUGGACUUCAUAAAAAAUAAUGCAAUUAUCAUCCUAGCUGAAAAUUUCACCGGCUGUCUUGGACAUGCUGACAUAGGGGGUGUUUUCCUGCCACUUGCUGCCCACGCCUCAUACCCGCAGCCAGAGCAGUUUCUGCAACUGAGCAAUAAGGCACCCCUUCUGGGCUGCUUGGGGGCGAACGUGUGUGCCUCCAACCUGUGCCACCAUGCUGGCUCCUGCCAGGAUCUGUUCAAUGCUUUCCGCUGUGUUUGCAGUGCUGGGUGGGAAGGGCUGCUCUGCGAGGCCAACAUUGACGACUGCAGCUCCAGUCCCUGCAUUCAUGGGAAGUGUGUUGAUGAAGUGGCAGAUUUCCAAUGCGAGUGUGACAAAGGCUAUAUUGGGAAGCGCUGCCACAUCAAUGUUGAUGACUGCAUUCGACACCAGUGCCAGAAUGGAGGGACGUGUGUGGACGGGGUCUACAGCUAUACCUGCAAGUGUCCACCACAAUACACAGGUCCUCACUGCGAGUGGCCAUUCCCACCCGAGCAAUGUGGCAAGAACUUCACCUGUUUGAACGGCGGCAAAUGUACAAGUGGGCCUUGGGGAGCCAACUGCACCUGCAAGCCUGGCUAUGCUGGCAGAAAGUGCCAGAUUAACAUCAAUGAAUGUGACCCCAAUCCCUGCCAAAAUGGGGGGACCUGCCAGGAUUCAAUAAACCGAUACCGAUGUGUGUGCAGUGCCAGCUACACUGGAGAGCGUUGUGAUGUUGAUCGACCAGCGUGGGCCCAACUCAGCAGCUCCACACUGGUGGGAGCGGUGGGAGCAGCAGGGGCCGCUGUCCUCAUCACCAUCUUUGGCAUAUCAGUCAUUGCCAUGAAGAAGAGGAGGGCGACUCAAGGGACCUACAGUCCAAGCCGCCAGGAGAAGGACGGGGCAAGGGUAGAGAUGUGGAACGUGAUCAAGCUGCCACCGAUGGAGCGGCUGAUCUGAGCGC